This is a messenger RNA of Prosopis cineraria, 1884 nucleotides long. RefSeq names its product protein IQ-DOMAIN 22. The transcript is spliced from 4 exons. Lineage: Eukaryota; Viridiplantae; Streptophyta; Magnoliopsida; Fabales; Fabaceae. Gene Ontology annotation, molecular function: protein binding. Bases 272 to 1588 code for a protein of 438 amino acids. The record is from RefSeq and is a predicted model, not a curated record.
UAAUGCACCCGAAUGAUGUGAGUCAAGCAUUACAGUCCACAAGGUACUGCUCGUCCGUAACAUGUAAAGCGAAAUUUCCUUACACGGAGCUGCUCUCCAUGUUUCUCUCUCUCUCUUUCUCGCACUCGCAUCCUCUUCGUCCUGUGGUCUUCUCUUUCCGACUUCCACGUUUCUUAUCUCUUUCGCUCUCAAAUGCUUCAUCAUUCUUCACAUUGAAGUAAAAAUCUUCACUCCACACUCAAAAGCACUCUUCAUUUCUUCAUCGGAAAGAAUGGGCAAGGCAUCAAAAUGGUUUCGCUCUGUUUUUGGUCUGAAGAAUUCAGACUCCUCGUUUUCGCCGUCUCCGUCGACUAUACCCCCUGGCUCAGCUUCAAAACCUCUCAAAGAUAAACGCAGGUGGAGCUUCGUCAAGUCUUACAGGGAAUCCGGCGGUACCAAAGCCUCCGACCACCUCACUACGUUCAGAGAGGAAGCGGUUACACCGUCCGGACACAUCGACAGCUUGCGUCCUGAUAAGCACGCAAUGACGGUGGCUGCUGCCAAGUCUGCGGUUGUGGAAGCGGCAGUGGAUGCUGCUCAGGCCGCCGCCGCCGCCGCCGCCGUUGUCAGGCUCACGAGCAGCGGAAGGUGCUCUGGAAGCAUCGGGACUCGUGAGGAAUGGGCAGCCAUCAAGAUUCAAGCCGCUUUUCGGGGCUGUUUGGAAGCGAGCAUUAAAAGGAUUAAAAGGAGAGCACUGCGAGCAUUAAAAGGAUUGGUAAAGCUUCAGGCAUUGGUGAGAGGUGAUAUUGAUAGGAAGCGAACAGCAGAGUGGUUGCAUAGACUACAUGCAGUUGUUCGAGUACAGCCGCGUGUCCGUGCAGGACGAACCCAAAUUCUACAGACGCCAUUUUCAAAUUCUAAGUCAUCUAAACCAGACUUCCAUGUUCCAGCUACACCAGACAAAUUUGAAAGCCCGAUCAGAUCCAAGAGCAUGAAAUUUGAUCAUUCUUCAUCACUCAAGAGAAAUGUGUCCAAAUCCCAUGUUCAGAUCCAUGGGAAUCAAGAGAAAUGUUGGGAUGAUGCAAAAAGCUACAAGAUUCUUGAGAUUGAUUCUGGAAAACUGCACUUCCCGCCAAAACGCCGAAACCUCUUUCACUCCAUUAACUAUCCUUCAGUAUGUGAUAAUUACAGCCAAAGUUUCUCUACUGCAAAGGACUCAAAAAGUCAUCAGUCAGGCCAGAGCACGUCUUCGGUUGACGAAGGCGUUGUGGAUAGUUCUCAGCUUUUUUCUGUCUUCUCAAGGAACUCCGUCCUCAAAAGUAGUCCUUUUACUCCUAGCAGAAGAGACGACUCAAGAAGCUAUCUGAGUUCUCAUUCAGACUACCCAAGCUACAUGGCUUACACUGAAUCUUCUAAGGCAAAAGUCAGAUCUCUGAGUGCUCCAAAACAAAGGCCUCGAUAUGAGAGGUCUAGUUCAUCCAAUAGGUACUCUGUUCAAGGAUUGACCACCCAAAAAGCAAAUGCAUUGCACGCGAACUUCACGAGCAAAGCGUAUCCAGGUUCUGGUCGUCUGGACAAGGAUGGUAUGCCAGUGGGGUAUAGAUGCUAACGUUUAUGGUUGUGUUGAAGGGUUUUGGACCCGGCUUUGGUAGUGUGGGCCAAAAAAAAAAAAAAAACCUGUUUUUAGCUGUUUCCAAGGUUCGUUUUGUUUUGAACUUGUAUUAGAACUAGCUGGUAGAAGAAAGAAGAAAGAAAAAAAGAACUUGUAUUAGGACUCUGAUAAUAUGAUAUCUCAGUGAUAAUUAACUUAUUUAGGUUCCUCUCAGUGGUGUCUUGUUUCAUGCAGGUGAGUUCUUCCUUUAGAUAUCAUUGUUUAAUAGAGGCUUCAAUUUUGUAUCCAUUUUA